Dictyostelium purpureum is the source of this 816-nucleotide messenger RNA. RefSeq lists its product as uncharacterized. The record is from RefSeq and is a predicted model, not a curated record. Bases 1 to 816 code for a protein of 271 amino acids. NCBI's taxonomy places the organism in Eukaryota, Evosea, Eumycetozoa, Dictyosteliales, Dictyosteliaceae. The transcript has a single exon.
AUGAUCUAUAAUAAUAACGAAAAAGAUAAUUCUGUUUUAUUUUUCAAAAUUUGGAGACAAAGAUAUUUAAAAAGACAGAUAGAGAAACAUCUAGAGUUAUACAAAAAAUAUGAUACUGUAGAAGUUAAUAGUUUAAAAGAGUUAAUUUUUAUAAAUAGUAAUAGUAAUCCAUAUAGAUUAUAUAUUUCAAAGAUUAGAUACAACUGUAAUGAACCAAUAACAACUAUCGGAUUAAUUCCAGAAAAUGUAACUACAAUUAUAUUUGGUGACGAAUUUAAUCAGAGUAUUGCACCUGCAGGAUCAAUACCCAAUACUAUUACCACCAUUGUGUUUGGAAGAAGCUUUAAUCAACCUUUAAAACCUAUUGACUCAUGUUUGGCACAAUCAGUAAUAGAAUUUGCAAUCGAUAAAUAUUUUACACAGAUUAUAAAUUUAGAUGGUGGAAUAAUAGAAAAUGAGCACCGUCAUGACCGUAAACAAAAUAAGAAAUUAAAGUUUGGUAGAUCAUUCAAACCUGCUGGCUCUAUCCCAAAAGUACAUACACUAUCAUUUGGUAAAGAUUUUAAUCAGCCAUUAGAGCCUGGAGCAAUACCUUUAACAGUUCGCUCUCUCUCAUUCUCCGAUGAGUUUAAUCAACCUAUAUUACCUGGUGCUCUUCCUAGUUCAUUAGAAUCUCUCUCUUUUGGUCGUUACUUCAAUCAGCCAUUAGAGCAUAAUUCAAUUCCACAGGGGUUAAAGGUUAUUCGAUUUGGAAAAUAUUUUAAUCAAGUUAUUAAGGAAGGUAUAAUAUCGCCAAAUACUAUAAUAAUAAGAUAA